Messenger RNA from Biomphalaria glabrata, 5760 nucleotides. RefSeq names its product sugar phosphate exchanger 3-like. The transcript is spliced from 19 exons. NCBI's taxonomy places the organism in Eukaryota, Metazoa, Mollusca, Gastropoda, Planorbidae. The record is from RefSeq and is a predicted model, not a curated record. Gene Ontology annotation, molecular function: transmembrane transporter activity. Gene Ontology annotation, cellular component: endoplasmic reticulum membrane. Gene Ontology annotation, biological process: transmembrane transport. Bases 503 to 2074 code for a protein of 523 amino acids.
AAAUUUGAUAAGUUGGACUCGUAGUCCAUAUCUUGUUUUACUUUUAGUCAAGAACUAGGUCAAUCAACUGAAGUCUAGAUUUAGAUCUAAAAGGCCUUGGAUUUAGGCUUCUAUAUCAACUAGAUCUAUCUCAGCAUCUGGCCCUGCCCCUGGAAAUAGUUUAAUAGUCUAGACUAGAGUAGAGUAUUCUAGAGAUAGAGUCUAGUAUAGGAGAGUGUUAGAUCUAAUUUAUUAUUAUUUGAAUGAUUAUAAUAAUUCCCCUGUUUUGGAUUUUUUGAUUAUUUUCAAAAUUUUGUGAUCAUUGUCACUAAUUCAGUGUCAGUAAUUCACAGUAAAUUACUCAGUAAUUGUGACUUAUCAUCUAAUGACUAAUCAUAAUGAUUAUGAUUAAAAUGUCGCGGUCUAAUUUCUAAUGGAAGAGACGAGUAACUCAUAAGAGUCAAUUGUGCAUGUUUGUCUUAUAAAGAAUAAACAAGUUGACCAAGAAGAACACUGUUUGAAAAUGUCACAGAUAAAAUUUACAAGAACAGAAUCCCACAAAACUGCUGUAUUUUUUAUUACAUUUUUUAGCUAUGCUUUCUUCCAUGCCAACAGAAAAGCUUUCAGCAAUGUCAAAAGUUCUGCCGCUGAAGUGUGGACUCCUCACAACUUGACAGACAGGAUUCUUGAACCUAGAGAUUUGUGGUACUCCCAUGAUAUGUUUGAUUCCAAUGAGGAUGCUGUGAAGUUUGAAGGUAUUUUGGAUACAGCUUUCAUGUUGGCCUAUGCUGUGGGUCUCUUUCUAAAUGGUUACAUUGGGGACAGAGUCAACAUGCGGAUAUUGUUGUCUGUUGGUAUGGCUGCCACUUCAGUGCUUGUUUUUAUCUUUGGCUGUGUCUGUGAGUGGACGCUGUUCUACAAUAAAUACUUUUAUGUCAUCGUUUGGAUAGUCAAUGGCCUGAUGCAGUCCACGGGUUGGCCAGUUGUAGUCGCAUGCAUGGGAAAUUGGUUUGGACACAGCAGCCGUGGAGUUCUGCUUGGUGUGUGGAGUGCUUGUGCCUCAGUAGGAAACAUUAUUGGAGCCCUUCUGGUUUCUUCUGUGCUGUCCUAUGGAUACCAGUAUGCAUUUAUGGUAACAUCAACAGUUUUACUGGCUGGCUCUUUUGUUGUUUUUGUUGGCUUAAUACCCUCCCCUGCAGAUGUAGGCUUAGAUCCUCCUCCUUCUGAAGAUAUAGCAAAACAUGGAUCUGUCAAUACUGUAGCUGAAGACACAGUCCACCAUGUAGUUGAGUGUAAGAUGGCCAAUGAAAAGAUUUUUAUCGUCAGUGUAACACAGAAUAAAGCGCCUUUGCUCAACGGUCCCCCAGUAGAGUCCAGCCAUUACACAUCUGAGGAUGAAAGAGAUGUUGUCUAUGAUGUGCAGGCGGUAAAACCGACGUCCAUGUCAUUUCUGAAGGCCUGUCUCCUGCCUGGAGUUAUCCCUUACUCUUUGGCCUAUGCUUUUCUAAAGCUCGUCAACUACUCCUUUUUCUUUUGGCUGCCUUUUUAUUUGAGUAAUUCAUUCCACUGGGACGAAAGUACAUCUGACCAACUGUCUACAGCAUAUGACGUAGCAGGCAUUUUUGGUGGAACAAUUAUUGGAUUUUUUUCUGAUCGCCUGGGUAAACGAACCAUCAUGAUAGUUCCAAUGUUGCUGCUGUCCAUUCCAUCACUUUUACUUUACAGCUACUCACCCAAUGAUCGCACAAUUAAUGUGGUUAUAAUGUCACUUAUUGGAUUUUUGAUUGGUGGAGCAGCCAACUUGAUUAGCUCAGCAGUCUCAGCUGACUUGGGAUGUCAGAAAGCUAUACAGGGUGAUGACAAAGCCCUAGCCACUGUCACUGGUGUCAUUGAUGGCACUGGAAGUUUUGGUGCUGCUCUGGGUCAGAUUGCUGUCCCAUAUUUACAGUCUGGACUUGGCUGGCAUUCUGUCUUCUACCUCUUUAUGAUAUGCAUGUUUCUGACUGCAGUCUGCUUGUUCCCACUCUUCUUAAAGGAAAUCCGCAGUUUAAGAUGCGGCUGUUGUAGAAGAAGACGGUCGGUCAGUUUACAGUAGCACAAGGCCCAUAGAAGUACAGCCCACUCCAUCCUUCAGCCCACAACUGAGUUGAACCAGUUGGGACAAGUUUUAGUCUUUCAGUUUUAUGACCAUUUUGUCUUGUGUUAAGUACCUAUACAUUUUGUCCAUCAGUCUGCGAUUUCAUUGUGUAAAUAUAAAAUAUAUAUCUUUAAAUGUAUACUUUUUUAUUUCUCUAGCACAAAUUGAUUGUAGCUACUUGUUGUAAAUAAGAAUGUAAAUAAGUUAUCUUAGCUUAAGCUAUUUUUAAUUAGUGCUACAAAGUCAGGGAUGAAGUUAAUUAUAUGUCCUGAUAUUUUUUUCCUUUGCUAACCUGAUCCAACCCCCCACCACGACGACGUAGGUAUAGGAUAUCACAAACUGUAAAAUAUUUUAUAUAAAUCAUGACCAAAAAAAAGGAUACUAUUUUGUCUUUCACUGUUUAUAGUGUUUUUUAGCCUUUUUAAUAGUUUUUAUACAUUUUUAAAAAAUUAACUCUUGCGCUGAGGUGGGCUUUAAUGUGUAGCUUCACAUGGUCAGGAAACAAAUUAUGUAACUAUUUUACUUCAUAGUAACACACAUUUUUUACUGUCUUGUAAUUCUUAAGAAAUUCAAUCCAUUUUUAGUGCUAGAUAUGAAUAUUUUUGUACCCUGGGACUUGAUACUUAAUUUUGCAUCAGUUUCAGUUGAUAGAAAGAAUAAGUUAACGUUUGAUGACUUGUCAUCGUAGAUUUGUACAUUGGCGGCUUAAUACAUUUAUCUUGAGCAAAUUUAUUGAGUGGGACACAUACACAUACACAGAGCACUGGCCCACCAAGUUAUUUAAAAGUUUUAUGUUUAGCAAGGGUAAUCAUUUUUAUAUGCUUUUUAAUAUGCUUAUGUUGAUGAAACUUUUAAAAUGUAUUUUUUUUUAGAUAGAUUUAUACUUCUUUGUUAUGUGAUGAAAACAUAGUAUACCACAAGUAUAAAUAUUUUUAAAAAUGGGUAUGAAUAGUUUUAAAAUAGGUUUCAAUAGUUUGAAUAGUUAAUAAAAGGUUGAUGAGUAAACAGUUCUAUUGAUGCUUACAUUUUUUCCUCUAUGUCUUACAAGCCUAUUUCCUUUUUCUAUAUGUCUCACAGGGGGGAUGUGGUUGAGUGAUUAAGCGCUUGGCUUCCGUACCUUGGGUCCUGCGUUCAAAUCUCUGUCAAGACUGGGAUUUUGAAUUUCUGGAUUGUUAGGGCACCCCUGAGUCCACCCAACUCUAAUGGGUACCUGACUUUAGUUUGGGGAAAGUAAAGGCGGUUGGUUGUUGUGAUGGACACAUGACACCCUGCUCGCUAACCGUUGGCCAAAGAAAAAGAAGACCAUAACAACACCUGCCCUAUAGACCGAAAGGUCUGAAAGGGGAGCUUUACUUUUUUUUUUUUAUAUGUCUCCUGUAGAUUGUUUAAAAUAAAGAUUUGACAUUUUCUCACCCAAACUGAAAAUAAUCAAAUGACACACCCCCCCCCCUCCCCGCCCCCACACACACUUAAGAAAUAACUAAAAGGAAAGGAAAUCCAUGGCAUGCAAAGUUGACAAUACCUUAGUCACUCCCUAGUAUAACAUUCAUACUUAUCUGCUUGAAUAGUUUGAAUAUUAAGUUUUCUUAUGCAUUCUUAUUUAACUCUGUAUAAAUACAUUUCAAAUUUUUUGAUAUAACCUGACAUUCUUUGAAUGUCAAGUCAAGUUCAUUUAUUCUAUUUUUCUUUUUUUUUUUUUUUACCUUUUAUUUUCAAAGCUUCUAAAUUCAAAUUUUUUUGAUCUAGCUAGAUUUAUUUUUUGCAUUUCGGUAGAGAUAAAAAUUGUAGCUCUAGGAACCAAUUUUUAGUGCAUGUUUUGCAUUGAUUGGUUUAAGAUUUAGUACAACCUCUAGGUUUAGGGUUUUUAUUUCAGUAAGGAUGUAAUUAUGUUUAUAUUUUGACUUAAAUUAUUGGAGGAUUUUAAUGGUUGUUUUUUUAUUCUCACCAUGGUCUGUAGACAGUCACCGUUUUUUUUUUAUCCCUAUAUAUUUGUUACACUGGUGUGGGAUUAAGUGGUUUAUAUUACAUAUGUGAUUUCAUCAUUAUUUCUAGGGUCAUGACACAUCUUUACCAUGGCGGAGCAUGGUGUCAUUAUAGCUAUCGGCUUGUGCUUGGGGUGUUUCAUACUAUUAGAGCAGCUCAGAACAAAGGGAACAUCAUCUGGUGAAAAUUUCAUAUUGAAAUCCUAACUAGAUAUGUUUCAUAGAUAGUAGGGAAUGAACUCUCCAUUUAUAUUUUUUUUAAAGUAUUCUCCUAAGUGUGAUUCUGCUUGUUGCCAGAACUACUUUGAACCUGCUAGAAUAGUAUACUAAUCACUAUAGAUAUAAACAUAAUAAAAUCUAAUUUCUGUAUUGUAUUGCCUGUGUAUGGCUAAGCUUACUUUAACUAAUAGAUUGUAGCAUACACCCGAGGCUCUAUUUUUCAAUUGUUGUGUGAUUCAGCGAAUUAUUUUAGUGCUGUGCACUUAAGUUCAUGCGUAAUAUAAACAGUGAAUGGUUGGAUUGUUUGAGCUUAAAGAAAUAUGCCUUUUUUUUUUUAUUUGUUAAAGGGAGGGUUUAACCAAGACCAUUUGUGUUAGAAGGCCUCAACACUGACCUGUGAUGUCACAGUGAAUCUGUGAACAGUGGAUACUAAGACUGCUUUAUUGAUCCUUACGGAAAUUUGUUGUGAUUACAACAAGCUAUUGGUCUUCACUACCCACAGGUUGCAGCGUUGCAGGCCUGCUAUUAAGAUUGGUCUCGGGUUAAUACCUGAGUAUCAACUGCAAGUAGUGAUUCUAUCAUGAUCUUUAGUUGGUAGUGUUUUUAUAGAAGCUAAUUUUCAGUUGCUUUAAAAAAAUGUAGUUAAUGUUAAGUUAGUGGCAUUGUUCCUUGUUGAUUUCUACUUGAAUUUAAAAAAAAAAAAAAAUUGACUACUUUUUCUUAAAUAGAUCUGGUUUCGUUGUUAGAAGAAAACCAACUGAAAAUAACUCCAAUAGUUUCAUUUAAAGACAUUGCUUCAGCUGUAUAGACAUGGUCACUAACAUUGUAGAUUUAAAUCAUAGGCUUAUAUAAAUAAAUAUAUUUUUUUCACUAUCCUAAGUCAAAAGUUGUUAUUAUUAGAUACUAGAAUUUCUUCUUAAUUCAUCAUGUUCUGCACCUCAUUUCAAUCAAAUUUGAUGAUAAAUAUCUAAGUCCUUAACAUUGAAACUUCCAUAUACAAAAUAGGCAUUCUGUUGUUUCAAAUAGUUUGAGCAUGUAUCAACAGAAAAGAGACACCUUAAUUCCCACCAAUAUCCUGUGUGUGGAUAUUUUAUGGCAAUACAAAGUUUAUAAUAAUACCUGAUCUCUAAGGAUUUUUAAACAACAAUUUCCUUUUUACAGCAUCCUUUAAAUGUUGUACAUUUUGUUGUAUUUAUAUAGACAACAAUUUAAUUUCUACAUUUAACAUUAGAAAAAAAAGAAAAUUGUUUUAAUGGUAAUAAGCUUUGUUUUAAUUCUGGUCAGUAACAUAAUGAAUGCAUUUUGUCCUUUUUGAUCUUAGAAAAUGCCUUAAAAUAAAAAAACAAACAAAAUUGUCUUGCAACAUAACUGGGUACAUUUGACAAUUAAUUGUGUGGAGACACUACUCUGCAAGUACAAAAUAAACUUGUAUUAAGUCUUUGA